CAACCAUGGCUGAAAUCUUCAGAAACGGUAGAGUACGAAGAAGCGAGUGUUUGAUAUCUUUCAUGAUAGUAGGAUCGGCUGAGUUAUGUCACAAGAUAUCGGAAGGCUUACAUCAAAAUGCAAGAGAGAGGAGAUGGCAUAUAUCUGUGCAUCAGUGUGAAUCCAUUGCUGAUGUUGUAAAAGCAAAUAUAGAUAUCUCUGUAGAUUUUAUUAUUUUUGCAUCCGACUUGAAAGUUGCCCAUGCCUUAUCGGAAAUAGAAGCUAAUAUAGCCAUAAUAGAUGAACAUUACAUAAUAUCUGGUGCAACUUGUUUAGUAAAUUGUAAUGGAAUCCGUAAUGUUAUGGGAUUGAUUCAUAAAUCAAAAGCACUUUGUCACAAAUACAAUAUUCGUUUUCUCUCUGCCAAUGUUUUCGAUAUGCAAGCCUGUAUCUAUUUAGGGAGCAGACUUUUAAAUAUAAUGGAAGGAAUAAUGGGAUUAAAUAGUGGUAUACCAAUUAUUGGUACAGUGGCGCAAUAUACUUAAGAUAUACUUGCAAAGCUAAGUAUUGUAUAGGAUGAUUUGUACCAGUGAUUUGC
Camponotus floridanus (Florida carpenter ant) is the source of this 577-nucleotide messenger RNA. RefSeq lists its product as uncharacterized. Bases 6 to 524 code for a protein of 172 amino acids. The transcript has 4 exons. NCBI's taxonomy places the organism in Eukaryota, Metazoa, Arthropoda, Insecta, Hymenoptera, Formicidae. The record is from RefSeq and is a predicted model, not a curated record.